Molecule: messenger RNA, 915 nt
Organism: Fusarium keratoplasticum
Lineage: Eukaryota; Fungi; Ascomycota; Sordariomycetes; Hypocreales; Nectriaceae
Product: NmrA domain-containing protein
Exons: 1
Coding region: 1-915 (304 amino acids)
Source: RefSeq, a predicted model, not a curated record
AUGCUCGUCCUAAUCCCUGGUAUCUCUGGAAACAUGGGCACUCGCCUUGCCAGAGCGGCUGCUUCUCGAGGGCUCUCAGUGCGUGGCCUAGGGCGUGAUGCUUCCAAGGUCCCAGAAGACGUCAAGCUCGAGUCCUUCGUGACGAGCACCUCCUACUACGACAUUCCCGCCAUCGAAAAGGCCGUCCAGGGAGUCGAUGCCAUCAUCUGCGCCUACAUGUCGACAGAUGUGCUCGUUCUGGACGGUCACCUCAUACUCUUACGGGCUGCCGAGCGUGCAGGCGUCAAGGUCUUCUUCUCGGCGUCUUGGAACAACGACUGGACCAAGAAUAAGUUUGGCGACUUUGAACACUAUGAUGCUUAUAUCGCUUUCCAGCACCAAGCUGCCAUGACAAGCCCCAUUAAGCCUGUAUACAUCUUUAACGGGUUCUUUGACAGUCUCUUGUUCACAGUCUUUGGGCCAGGUGGAUUCGACACGACUGGCGAAGUGCCAACCCUAAAGUACUGGGGUGAUGAACCAAACCGCAAGUUCUGGUGGAUAGCGCAGGAAGACGCGGCUGCUUGGACGAUUGAGCUCCUGUUCAACAGAGACGUGCAGGAGGGCAGAGGCGGUGUGUUCAGGUUCAGGUCUGGAGAAGUCACCCUUGAUGAGCUGGCGGCAGCAUAUCAGAAAGCCACUGGUACCUUAGCUAAGGUUGUCCGCGCAGGCAGUGUGGAAGAUAUUGCGCAGGAGGUGCAGGCAGCGCGCGAGGAAAAGGGCCUUGCCGGGUACUGGGAUUACGCCGCGCAGGCUGUGUCUUUGAAUGUGGCCAGAGGCGUUUGGGACAUCCCGGCCGAGGAGGUGACCAAUCUGGAUUAUGCCAAGAAGCCUACAGCCUUGGAGGAGUAUCUGAAGCAGCGGUUUCAGUCGUCCUAG